Parasteatoda tepidariorum (common house spider) is the source of this 723-nucleotide messenger RNA. Its product is annotated as mitochondrial intermembrane space import and assembly protein 40-B. Gene Ontology annotation, cellular component: mitochondrial intermembrane space. Gene Ontology annotation, molecular function: protein-disulfide reductase activity. The record is from RefSeq and is a predicted model, not a curated record. Gene Ontology annotation, biological process: protein import into mitochondrial intermembrane space. Lineage: Eukaryota; Metazoa; Arthropoda; Arachnida; Araneae; Theridiidae.
AGAACUCAUUUUUAAACUAUUAACUUUAACUGUUUCCCAUUGCAUCACCUACUGAUAUUUAUUAUUUAGUUUUGAAUCUUGAACUUUUCGCCGAAAAUAAAAUAAAAAAUUACUAGAAAUUAUUGAUUUUUUCAUCAAAAUAAUAUAUUUCUUAUUGGAAAAGUGAUAUUUAUUUGAAAACAUAAUGUCAUACUGUGUAUCGCAUGGUAAAGAUAAAGUUAUGUUUCUCACUCCUGAAGAGCUAAAAGGUCCUAGUUCUAUAAAAUUACCAGAAGAUAAGGAACCUAGAGGUUUGUUGCAAUCAAAUGGUGAUAUAAAUUGGAGCUGUCCUUGUUUAGGCAGUAUGGUUGUUGGUCCAUGCAAUGUCGAGUUUAGAGAGUCUUUGUCCUGCUUUCACUAUAGCACUGCAGAACCUAGAGGCAGUGAUUGUCUAAAGCAAUUUCGUGCAAUGAACGACUGUAUGUCACAGUAUCCUAAUCUUUAUAAGAAAGAUGAAGACACCGAUGCUACAUUGCAAAGCUUAGAAGAGGAGCAAUUUUCUCGAAUAGAUGAUACUAUACAAGACAAAGAUGUAAAUGGUACAUCAUCAAAAACCGAUGUAACACAAAAGUAGUAUGUUCUUAAAUUUAGGUCAUAAAAGCAAUUCAAUCAUUUGUACAGGACUGUUUGGAGUCAUUAGGCAAUAAUUCACUUUGUUAAAAUAAAAAAUGAUUAUUUUAUUUU